GAAACACGAUUGAAUUCAUGAUAUCCACCAACCCCUGCAUAUCGGCUUCCUAUAAAUGAAGAACACACCACUCUGCUAAUCUUGCGUCUGCCCAUUUCUUCUUCUUCUCUAUCUCUCCCGAGAAACCCAUUUCUCUCUUUAUCUUUCUCAAGAAAAAUGGCAUCACACAUUGUUGGUUACCCACGUAUGGGUCCCAAGAGGGAGUUGAAGUUUGCGUUGGAAUCAUUUUGGGAUGGGAAGAGCAGUGCUGAGGACUUGAAGAAAGUGGCUACUGAUUUGAGAACAUCAAUUUGGAAGCAAAUGGCUGAUGCUGGUAUUAAGUACAUUCCCAGCAACACUUUCUCAAACUAUGAUCAGGUUCUUGACACAACUGCAAUGCUUGGUGCUGUUCCACCGAGAUACAAUUGGACUGGUGGUGAGAUUGGAUUUGAUGUUUACUUCUCAAUGGCAAGAGGUAAUGCUUCUGUUCCAGCUAUGGAGAUGACCAAAUGGUUUGACACCAACUAUCACUUUAUUGUUCCUGAAUUGGGACCUGAUGUCAAGUUUUCUUAUGCUUCCCACAAGGCUGUUAAUGAAUACAAGGAAGCAAAGGCGCUUGGAAUUGAUACCGUUCCCGUGCUUGUUGGCCCUGUAUCCUACUUGUUGCUCUCAAAGCAUGCAAAGGGUGUUGAGAGAUCAUUUUCUCUUCUAUCUCUUUUGGACAAGAUUCUCCCUAUUUACAAGGAGGUUAUUGCUGAGCUCAAAGAAGCUGGUGCUUCAUGGAUUCAGUUUGAUGAACCCAUUUUCGUUAAAGAUCUCGAUACUCACAGUUUGGAAGCAUUCACUGCUGCAUACUCUGACCUGGAGUCAUCUUUGUCUGGUCUGAAUGCUCUUGUUGAGACUUACUUUGCUGAUAUUCCUGCUGAGGCAUUCAAAGUCCUAACCAGCUUAAAGGGUGUGACUGCCUUCGGUUUUGAUCUCAUUCGUGGAUCCCAGACUCUUGAUUUGAUCAAGAAGGGUUUCCCAGAAGGAAAAUAUCUCUUUGCUGGUGUGGUUGAUGGAAGAAACAUCUGGGCCAAUGACCUUUCUGCAUCUCUUAGUAUCUUGGAGUCUCUUGAGGGCAUUGUGGGAAAAGAUAAGCUUGUGGUUUCCACAUCUUGUUCGCUCCUCCACACUGCUGUGGACUUAGUAAACGAGACUAAGCUGGACGAAGAACUGAAAUCAUGGCUGGCAUUUGCUGCACAAAAGAUUGUUGAAGUGAAUGCAUUGGCAAAGGCAUUGGCUGGUCAGAAAGAUGAGGCAUUCUUCUCAGCAAAUGGUGCAGCCCUAGCAUCAAGGAAGUCCUCACCUAGAGUUAAUAAUGAAUCUGUUCAGAAAGCUGCGGCUGAUUUGAAGAGUUCUGAUCAUCGCCGGGCAACCAAUGUUAGUUCUAGAUUGGAUGCUCAACAGAAGAAGCUUAAUCUUCCUGUCCUGCCCACAACCACCAUUGGAUCUUUUCCUCAGACCGUGGAACUCAGAAGAGUGCGAAGAGAAUACAAGGCUAACAAGAUUUCGGAGGAAAACUACAUCACUGCUAUCAAGGAGGAGAUCAACAAAGUUGUCAAACUUCAAGAAGAGCUUGACAUUGAUGUCUUGGUUCAUGGAGAACCAGAGAGGAAUGACAUGGUUGAGUACUUUGGAGAACAACUUUCCGGUUUUGCAUUCACUGUCAACGGUUGGGUACAAUCUUAUGGUUCUAGAUGUGUGAAGCCACCAAUCAUCUAUGGUGAUGUGAGCCGUCCCAAGCCUAUGACUGUUUACUGGUCCACUGUGGCCCAAAGCAUGACAUCUCGACCCAUGAAGGGUAUGCUUACUGGUCCAGUCACCAUCCUCAAUUGGUCUUUCGUCCGUAACGAUCAGCCCAGAUUUGAAACUUGCUACCAGAUUGCCUUGGCCAUCAAGGACGAAGUUGAGGAUCUGGAGAAGGCUGGAAUUACAGUUAUCCAAAUCGAUGAAGCCGCUCUUAGGGAAGGUUUGCCAUUAAGGAAGGCCGAAGAAGCUUUCUACCUUGAUUGGGCUGUCCACUCUUUCAGGAUCACCAACUCUGGGGUCCUUGACACCACCCAGAUCCACACUCACAUGUGCUAUUCUAACUUCAACGACAUCAUCCACUCAAUCAUCGACAUGGAUGCUGAUGUCAUCACAAUUGAGAACUCCCGUUCGGACGAGAAGUUGCUGUCGGUAUUCCGUGAGGGAGUGAAGUAUGGUGCUGGAAUCGGUCCUGGAGUGUAUGACAUUCACUCGCCUAGGAUUCCUUCCACCGAUGAGAUUGCAGAUAGGAUCAACAAGAUGCUUCAAGUUCUGGAAACCAACAUUUUGUGGGUUAACCCUGAUUGCGGGCUCAAGACCCGUAAAUAUCCUGAGGUCAAGCCGGCCCUUGAGAAUAUGGUUUCAGCUGCCAAGCUGAUCAGGACCCAGCUAGCCAGCUCCAAAUGAGGGAGUUUCCAAUCAUAUUAUUGAUUGUAUGAGUUUUCAAAUUAUUUCCCUAUGAUGUAGAAGUAGUAGACUUUGCCUAUCCACUACCAUUAUCUUGUAUUGCAUUUUGUUUCAUUUUCUCUUGUUUUCUUUGGAUAAUCAUCCUUAAAGAAGUUUAUCAAUCUAUUAUCUAUCAGCUUUAUAAUGCCCUG
This is a messenger RNA of Impatiens glandulifera, 2645 nucleotides long. RefSeq names its product 5-methyltetrahydropteroyltriglutamate--homocysteine methyltransferase 1-like. Lineage: Eukaryota; Viridiplantae; Streptophyta; Magnoliopsida; Ericales; Balsaminaceae. The transcript is spliced from 12 exons. Gene Ontology annotation, molecular function: zinc ion binding; 5-methyltetrahydropteroyltriglutamate-homocysteine S-methyltransferase activity. The record is from RefSeq and is a predicted model, not a curated record. Bases 157 to 2454 code for a protein of 765 amino acids.